This is a messenger RNA of Magallana angulata, 1538 nucleotides long. RefSeq lists its product as uncharacterized. The record is from RefSeq and is a predicted model, not a curated record. Gene Ontology annotation, molecular function: protein binding. The coding region runs from base 221 to 1486 and encodes 421 amino acids. The transcript has 9 exons. NCBI's taxonomy places the organism in Eukaryota, Metazoa, Mollusca, Bivalvia, Ostreida, Ostreidae. Gene Ontology annotation, cellular component: nucleus.
ACGGAACAUAAAUGAAUGACGAGGUAUAAGGAAGGAGAUGACAGCUCUAUUUCAACGUCUCUGUUUUUUGCUUACCUUGCAUAAUAAGGUCGGGACCUUGUGAUCAUGAAGUAACAGAGGAAACUCGAAAUAGACAACACUGGACGCAUUGUUUUUUUUAAACUGAACGUCGAAUCUUUAUACUAAAUUGGUCUCCAGGACUUAUAAGAACCUCGAGAAUAUGAGGGGACUAUGUAGGGUAACCCGCCCUGUGUGGGAGAGGACACACCCCUGUAGAUUACCCCGUCCUGUGUGGGAGAGGACACACCCCUGUAGAGUACCCCGCCCUGUGUGGGAGAGGACACACCCCGGUAGAGUACCCCGUCCUGUGUGGGAGAGGACAGCGCUGAUCUACUGGUUUACAGCCCUCUAUCUGUGUGCCACAGUCCAUGGUUUGACUGACCCAUGUAAGCCCGGGUUCACAAGGAUCGGUCGGUGGUGUUUCUCUAUCCACACGGACCCCGCCACCAGGAACGACAGUGUCGCCAUCUGUGAACGGCUGGGUGGCGGCAUGGUGGUGCUGGACAGUGCCGAGAAAGAGAGGGCGCUCACGUCAUAUAUCAUAGAAAAUGACCUUCUCACAAUGACUGACCAGCGUCUGGAACUUUUCAAAGAUCUGGAUGUCAUCAUCAACGGGGAUGAUGAAACUGAAAAAUUUUGCAAAGACUUCCUUCAGUAUGGAACCAAGAGUAAAAAGUACCGACAUUUUACUAACAACAAGAUUCCUGUAGGUUCCCUUCCCGAGGACCGCGCUAACCUGACCACCCCCGCCGGGUUUAAGAUCGCCCUGUCCUCCAUCCCUGGGGCCGGUAUGGGGGCGUGGUCAGAGAUCCCGCUGUCUAAGUACACAGUGCUGGGGUCGUAUGAAGGUCUCGUCAGGAACGAUCUUAACGAUAAAGAUCCGUACUCCUGGGUGGUGGAUAAACUUGGGGCAAACGGAAGUUACGUCAUAGACGCCAUGCCGCUUGACUGCAGUAACUGGUUACGAUACGUAAAUGCUCCGCGUAACUUCCAGGAAGAAAAUGCGCAACCGGUUCUUUGCGCAGGUUUAGUUUUCUACAUGACGAUAAAAGACGUCCCGCCGGGGACUGAGUUAAUGGUGUGGUAUGGGGAUAACUACGGACUCCACCUGAACGUCAGCCGCGUACAUCCGGAACACGACCUAAACGCCACCGUGGUAUUCCGGAUUAAUGUCGUCCACAUCAAGGACAGUCUUGGCGAGGUCCUAGCCUAUGACGACGGGUCUCCACUCACCUACGAGAACUGGCUGGAGAACAUCACCUACACAGUCGUAGAGAAGUCUUUCGGCUUACUGCUGUCCUACGACUUACACAAAGAACGAUGGCGGUGGCUGCCAGAAAGAAACUAUAAUUACUUCACAGAAAAAGAGGGACUUUAUUUGCCAUUUAUUUGUGAAGAUUGGGACUCUGAACUCCCUGAGAGUUAACAAGAAUCCACUCAUAGAAAAUAAAACUAGUUUUCCAUAACACACCCUUGAA